Molecule: messenger RNA, 978 nt
Organism: Racocetra fulgida
Lineage: Eukaryota; Fungi; Glomeromycota; Glomeromycetes; Diversisporales; Gigasporaceae
Source: the annotation of a GenBank genome assembly
AUGUUUCAAAGCAAAGACUCUACUUUUGUGCCAUGUUCAUGUCAACAACCUACAAGUUCUAUAAGAUCUAAUAUUGAAAUUUACUGUGUUAAUGUGAAAAACGAUUCUAAUAUUGAAAUUGACUGUGUUAAUUUUGAGUCUGACGAACAUUUAGAUAAUGAGUUUGAUGAUCAAUUAGAUUAUGAAUUUGAAGAACAAGUAGAACUUUAUAAAGGGCAACCGUUUAAUACUAUCAAUGAAGCAUAUGCUGCAGUUGAGGCUUUCGCACAUUCAAAUGGGUUUGGAAUUAGAAAGGGUCGAGUUGAAAAAGACACAAGUAAUGAUCAUGAAAUUUCAAGAAUGUUUCUAUGCCGCCAUGCUGGAAAGCCGUUAAAAGAAAAAAAAUCAUAUAAGAUAGAAGAAUCUGGAUCAUAUAAGAAAAAGAGCUAUGCAGAAACUAUCGGAAUUGCUCAUAAAGCAAUCAAUAUUGCUAUUGAAAUGGAUGAUCCUGACGUGCUUAGAUUUUUAAAGGAAUAUAUUACUCGAAAAGGACAUUCACUUGUUGAGAAUACAACUAGCGUAUAUAUGCUUAAAGAACAAUCUAAGUCUAAUAUUCCUGAAACCUCAUCCGUCAGAUCAUUUGUUGAGAAUACAACUAGUAUAAAUAUACUUAAGGAAAAUUCCAAGUCUAAUAUCUCUGAAACCUCACCCAUCAGAGUUUCUAAUCUUAUAAAAAAAGAACAAUCAUCAAAAAAUCAAGGAAAACGACUUAAAUUGACACGUAGUCCAGGAACCAAUACAUGUGGUGAAUGCAGGGGUAAAGGUCAUAAUCGCCGAUGGCAUGCAAAGCAUGGAAAGAAGGUUCAUAACAUGUCAAUUAUUUGUCAACUUUGUGGUGGUAGUGGGCAUAAAAAGGAAUUGCACGACUGUGAUUCUGUUGAGGUUAAUGAUGAAAAUAAAUGGGUGAAGUCUAGUGAUUUAGAAUCAGAAUCUGAAUAA